Messenger RNA from Ceratotherium simum simum (southern white rhinoceros), 1627 nucleotides. RefSeq names its product intercellular adhesion molecule 1 (gene ICAM1). Lineage: Eukaryota; Metazoa; Chordata; Mammalia; Perissodactyla; Rhinocerotidae. Gene Ontology annotation, cellular component: plasma membrane. The record is from RefSeq and is a predicted model, not a curated record. Gene Ontology annotation, molecular function: integrin binding. Gene Ontology annotation, biological process: cell-cell adhesion.
CCGCUGCGCACCCGUGUCCGUCUGUGCGCUCGCUAUGGCCCCCGGCGCCGCCCGAUGCGCGCCCGCGCUGCCCGCGCUCCUGGCCCUGCUCGGGGCUCUGCUCCCAGGGCUUGGGGAGGCCCAAGUAUCAGUGCACCCCCGAGAAGCCAUCAUACCCCGAGGAGGCUCCGUGGAGGUGAACUGCAGCGCCCCCUGUUCCAACGUGGGCCUGGAGACUAACCUGAAUAAGACGGAAGUGGCGUCCGGGCACAACUGGAAGACCUUCCGACUGAGCAAUGUGCAAGAGGACAGCUCUCCAAUAUGCUUCGCAAACUGUCAUAACCAGACAUCAGAUUCAAUGAACCUCACCGUGUACGGGACCCCCAGUCUCGUGGAGCUGGCCCCCCUGCCCCGCUGGCAGCCCGUGGGCGAGAACCUCACGCUGAGCUGCCAGGUGGUGGGCGGGGCGCCCCGCGCCAGCCUCACGGUGGUGCUGCUCCGCGGGGAGGAGGAGCUGAGCCGGCAGCCGGCCGUGGGGAAGGCCACCCAGGUCAACGCCACCGUGCUGGCCCGCAGAGAGGACCACGGCGCCAAUUUCUCGUGCCGCACCGAACUGGACCUGCGGCCCCAAGGGCUGGGACUGUUCCAGAACAGCUCGGCCCCCAGGCAGCUCCGAACCUUCGUCCUGCCAGAGACAAACCCGCGCCUUUCUGACCUUCGGGUCGCGGAAGUGGAGAGAGAGCAGCUGGUGGAAUGCACCAUGGACGGGCUCUUCCCCGCCUCGGAGGCCGAGGUCCACCUGGGACUGGGGGACCGCAGGCUGCAGCCCACGGUCACAUACAAGGGGGACUCCUUCUCGGCCACGGCCUUGGUGAAGGCGCACGCGGAGGAGCAGGGCCCCCAGAAGCUGGUGUGUGAGGUGAUGCUGGGAGACCAGACCCGGACGACGCGGGAGAAAGUGACCUUCUACAGCUUCCCGGCUCCCAACCUGACGCUGAGCCAGCCCGAGGUCUCGGAGGGGACCGUGGUGACCGUGGAGUGCGAGGCCCAUGCUGGAGCCGUGGUGACGCUGAGCGGGGCCGCAGCGGGGAAGCCCGCCUCGAGGGCCCGAGUCCUUCUCAACGCCAGCUCCGAGGACGACGAGCGCGUCUUCUCCUGCUCCGCUGACCUGGAGGUGGCCGGGCAGGUGCUACGCAAGACCCGGACGCGGCAGCUCCGUGUCCUGUACGGCCCCAAACUAGACAAGAAGGAUUGCCUGGGCAACUGGACAUGGCAGGAAGGCUCGACGCAGACCCUGAGGUGCAAGGCCUCUGGGAACCCGACCCCCGAGCUGAACUGUCCCCGGAAAUGGGAUGGGGCUCAGCUGCCCAUCGGGGACCUGAAGCCUGUCAAACGGGAGAUUGCGGGCACCUACAAGUGUCAGGCGAAGAGCUCUCAAGGGGAGGUCACCCGGGACGUGGUCGUGAUCGUGAUCUACCACGAGAAUAAGCUGGCCAUCAUCAUUCUGGUCACAGUUGCUGGCGUCUUGGGCACUCUGGGCACAGCCGCUUACCUCUACAACCGCCAGCGGAAGAUCCAAAAGUACAGGCUACAGAAGGCCGCGGAGGCGGCCGCCCUGAAACUGAACACACCAGCCACACCGCCCUGA